This is a messenger RNA of Photinus pyralis (common eastern firefly), 2793 nucleotides long. It is a transcript of the gene Miro, whose product is annotated as mitochondrial Rho GTPase. The transcript has 11 exons. The coding region runs from base 202 to 2202 and encodes 666 amino acids. Gene Ontology annotation, biological process: regulation of mitochondrion organization; small GTPase-mediated signal transduction; mitochondrion organization. The record is from RefSeq and is a predicted model, not a curated record. Gene Ontology annotation, molecular function: GTP binding; calcium ion binding; GTPase activity. Gene Ontology annotation, cellular component: mitochondrial outer membrane. NCBI's taxonomy places the organism in Eukaryota, Metazoa, Arthropoda, Insecta, Coleoptera, Lampyridae.
CAAAAAGCGAGCUGUAGGUGGUCGACGGUGGUAGUUUUUGCCCUUAUUUAAAAAUUCGUGAACUCCACCACCGUUUUUUAAAUAAUCUGUUUAAUUACAGCGACUCACAGGACCAAAUUUCACCGUUAUAGCGAGCUAAAUCAUACGGUUAAAAAUCAUGUGAAUUACAAGCAGCAAAGGAGCAAAAUAAACAGUUAGGCUAUGGUUGUAAAACUGCCGUUGAAACGGAAUGUCCGCAUUCUCCUGGUGGGCGAUCGAGGUGUCGGCAAGACGUCGUUAAUCCUAUCGCUCGUCAGCGAGGAGUUCCCCGAAACUGUACCCGCCAAGGCCGAGGAGAUCACGAUACCCGCCGACGUUACGCCCGAACAGGUCCCGACCAACAUUGUGGAUUACUCGACCAUCGAGCAAACGGACGAUCAGCUCAAUGAUCAAAUUAAGAGAGCCAGCGUCAUUUGUGUGGUGUACGCCGUUGAUAAUGACGACUCCUUAGACCGUGUGUCGACCUACUGGUUACCGCUGAUUCGACAACAUCAUCCCGAUUACACCUGCCCGGUGGUGCUUGUCGGGAACAAAAUUGAUCUGGUCGACUACUCGACUAUUGAAGGUGUCUAUGCGUUAAUGGAAGAUUAUGCGGAGAUAGAAACUUGUAUCGAAUGCUCUGCAAAAACCUUAAAAAAUAUAUCAGAAAUGUUUUAUUACGCACAAAAGGCCGUUUUGCAUCCCACCGGUCCACUGUAUAACGUUGAGAAAGCAGACUUAACCGAGGGUUGUCAGAAGGCGUUAAUUCGUAUAUUUAAAAUUUGUGACAUCGAUAAUGAUGGACUAUUAAACGAUAUAGAGCUUAAUAAUUUCCAAAGUAGGUGCUUUAAUGCGCCAUUGCAACCGCAAGUAUUAGACGACGUGAAAGGAGUACUGAGGAAGAACCUCGACGAUGGGAUACAUCACAACAGUGUCACGUUAAAGGGAUUCCUCUACCUUCACAGUUUAUUUAUUCAAAGAGGUAGAAACGAAACCACCUGGACUGUGCUGAGGAAGUUUGGGUAUAAUGAUAAUUUGCACGUGUCCAAGGAUUACUUGUUUCCAUUGUUGAAGGUCCCUUCGGGUUGUACGACAGAGUUAUCCUACAGAGGGCAGCAGUUUCUAUCGCACAUGUUCGAGAGGUACGACAAGGAUCGAGACCAGGCGCUCUCGCCAAGGGAGUACGAGGACUUAUUCUCGACGUGCCCCACGCCGGCUUGGGCCAGUGACGUCAGCGCGAUGGUGCCGACAAACGAGAGGGGCUGGAUAACAUAUCAGGGGUAUAUGUGUCAGUGGGCGCUAAUGACGCUCGUCGAUUUGCCGCGCGCGUUCGAAUAUCUCGCCUAUCUCGGCUAUAAUAUUUACGAAAAUGAUUGUCAAGUGACUGCUGUGCAAGUGACGAGGGAGAAAAAGUUGGAUCUGGCCAAAAAGCAAUCAAGUCGGAACGUGUAUCAGUGUCACGUUAUCGGGCCGGCGUCUUCUGGAAAAUCGCUAUUCUGUCGGAAUUUUAUUAGGUCACCUACAGAUAAAAACCCGCGAGUUGAUAUCACUGGAAGUCCCAACUGCACUGUAAAUAUGGUCCAAGUCUACGGUCAAGACAAAAUAAUGGUCCUUCGCGAUAUAAACGUGCGAAACGUCUCCGAUCCCCUACUCCCCCACGAAGUACAGUGCGACGUCGCCUGUCUAGUUUAUGACGUAAGCAACCCGAAAUCCUUCGAGUACAUCGCGCGGAUUUACAUUAAAUACUUCGCCGAAAGCAAGAUACCCGUGCUGGUCGUGGCGGGCAAAAGCGAUCUGCCGGAGGAGAAGCAGGACUAUCUGCUCCAACCGCAGGCGUUCUGCGAGAAAUAUCGAAUACUGCCUCCGCAGCCUUUCAGCGCGAAAGGACACGUGCGGAAGGACGUUUACGUCAAGCUGGCCACGAUGGCCGCAUUCCCUCGAUUUCAAGCGGCGUGGAUAUUGUUUUAUAGACACAGUCCACUGCGUCGCAUGGUUCAUAUGCUAUUAUUACGACCUCAACCAUCAGAAUGGUUUAAUCAAUUUUACAGGAACAUUCGGAACUUCGGUCUCGUGCCUACUGAUACGACCGCCUGGUGGAAAGCUGGAAUUGGUAUCGCAAUCGCCACCGCCUUCGGAUUUUUCGUCGUGAAAGUAUUAAAUACUACCGAGAGAGUUUUGAGGUAGUGUAAACGAGGCGGAAGUCGAAAAAUGUACAAAUUCAUUUUUAAUCCAAUUGGUGUAGAUCGUGUUUAAAUAUUAGGGCAAAGUUGGUCGCCUAGUAUGUAAUAUAGGAGGUAGAGGUCGCCAAAUUUGACACUAAUAUUUGAGAAAUUCUGUAGGAAUCGACAAUAUUAUUUUUGUAUACUAACCGUUUUAGUCUUAAGUUUGUAAAUUAUGUAAGAUUUGACAUCACGUACGGCGGCGUUUGUCUUAUUUUGUCUAGUCUUAAGGUGCGUUGUUGUAGUAGUUAGUUUAUAACUAAUUUAUUGUGUUGUUGCUUUUUGUUAUCAGUUAAAUCAAAUCUGAUUUUAAAAUUUUCAAAAAAGUCGGAUGUGUUCUGUAAUGGGUAAGGAUGAUUGCUUGUGUGUGUGAUACCGGUGAAUUAGUUGUAGAGCAAAAAUAUUUAAAUAAUAUAGAUUUUAAGCGAAAUUGUUACAUGAACACAUCCUAAAGUUAUAUUUUUCUAAUCAUUAAGGGCAAUUUUUAUCCCGUGUUACUUAUAUUGUGCCGAUUUGUUGAUAGUAGUACCAGUUGGAAUAAAUUUGUGCAAUUUCA